ACAGGAUGAGUAUAAAAUGUAGUAUCGCUUGCAUUCAAUCAAGACCCUUGAAUUGAAUUGGAUUGAAUUGGGAACUGCUGGCGCUGAUAACAAUGUCGGACCAAGAGAGCAUUGCCGUAACACCUCCGUCUUCAUACUCUGCCUCAGAGCAUGACUCAACAAUGGAGGCUACGGCAAAAGAGCAGCUUGAAGCGACCACCAACAAGCCUAGCCAGGUCAAAUUCAGCAUAUGGCCGCCUACCCAGCGCACCCGAGACGCCGUGGUGAACCGCCUCAUUGAGACUCUUUCAGCCCCUUGUGUCCUCUCCAACCGCUACGGUACCUUGCCUUCUGAAGAGGCCUCAUCCGCCGCCCGCCACAUCGAAGAGGAGGCCUUCUCCACCGCAGCUAGCUCUGCUGCUUCCGAGGAUGAUGGCAUUCAGAUUCUUCAGGUCUACUCUAAGGAGGUCAGUAAACGAAUGCUAGAUGUUGUCAAGGCUAGGGCCGCCGCCUCCUCUGGUUCAGCCCCCGCAGAUGGUGCUUCGCACCCGGAAACUGAGAGUGUUGUUGAUUCAAAUGUUGAGAAUGAAGAGGCAUCUUCUUGAUCUGUCCUUUUUAGGGAUUCUUAGCUUUUAUAUUACAAUCGAAUGGUGAUACAUUUAGGAUUUCUGCUUUGUUUAGAACUUCUGUGCCGAGAUCUAUCUUGUACCCGCAUAUGGAUUUCUGAUUAUGCCUAUAUGAGGAAACCUUUUAUUUUAGGGUUUUUGUUCAUUUUCAUUUAUUGGCGCUACAAUUGUUCUUUAUCGAUUUUAUGGGUAUAGAAUUUGAGGUGAAAUUUUGGGCUUUGCAGUCUUAUGUGCAUUGUUGAUCUGGUAUUACGACAAGUUUCGUAUUCAUUGUUGUGUUUCCUUAAUCCCUAUCAAUAGAGUUGUCUUCCCAA
Molecule: messenger RNA, 919 nt
Organism: Cannabis sativa
Lineage: Eukaryota; Viridiplantae; Streptophyta; Magnoliopsida; Rosales; Cannabaceae
Product: MFP1 attachment factor 1
Exons: 1
Coding region: 93-584 (163 amino acids)
Biological process (GO): mitotic cell cycle; lateral root development
Source: RefSeq, a predicted model, not a curated record